ACAACACACGAGAAUUUGGCUCUAGUUCCUCUCAUCCAUCCACUGAUCACUCCAAGCAAGAAGGAAGGAGAUCGCUCGAGCUAGCAAUGGCUCCAAUGGCGCUCAAGGGUGUUGCGGCGAAGGAGGCGCCGGCUAAGGGCGCGUACGUGACGUUCCUCGCCGGCUCCGGCGACUACUGGAAGGGUGUGGUGGGCCUCGCCAAGGGCCUCCGCGCCGUCAAGUCGGCCUAUCCGCUGGUGGUGGCCGUGCUCCCCGACGUCCCCGAGGACCACCGCCGCACGCUGGUCGACCAGGGCUGCGUCGUCCGCGAGAUCGAGCCCGUGUACCCGCCGGAGAGCCAGACCCAGUUCGCCAUGGCGUACUAUGUCAUCAACUACUCCAAGCUCCGCAUCUGGGAGUUUGUUGAGUACGAGAGGAUGGUGUACCUGGACGCCGACAUCCAGGUGUUUGACAACAUCGACCACCUGUUCGACCUGGAGGCGGGCAGUUUCUACGCUGUCAAGGACUGCUUCUGUGAGAAGACCUGGAGCCACACGCCGCAGUACAAGAUCGGCUACUGCCAACAGUGCCCCGACAGUGUGUCGUGGCCGGAGAGCGACCUCGGCGUGCCACCGCCGCCGCUCUACUUCAACGCCGGCAUGUUCGUGCACGAGCCCAGCCUCGCCACUGCCAAGGCCCUCCUCGAGAAGCUCGUCGUCACCGACCCGACCCCCUUCGCCGAGCAGGAUUUUCUCAACAUGUUCUUCAACGACGUGUACAAGCCCAUCCCGAACGUCUACAAUCUGGUGCUGGCCAUGCUCUGGAGGCACCCCGAGAACGUGGAGCUCGGCAAGGUUAAGGCCGUGCACUACUGCGCUGCCGGUUCGAAGCCUUGGAGGUUCACCGGCGAGGAGGCGAACAUGGACAGGGAGGACAUCAAGAUGCUGGUCAAGAAGUGGUGGGACAUCUACAGCGACGAGAGCCUAGACUUCAAGGGCGCCGACGCCGGCGAGGUCACCGACCCGCUUGGUGCGGCUCUCGCCGAGGCCUGGGCCGGCAAGUACUUCCCUGCGCCGUCCGCCGCAUAGACCCGUUGCUUGCAUGCCGACCGGCGUUGGCGCACACGGCAUGUUGGCGCUCAAUCAAGCGUCAUAAUUAAGAUUACAAUCGAAUGCAUAUAGGGUUUUUGCCGAAAGGAAAUAAUAUGUGGACAGAUCUGCACGUUUUGGUGUUGUAGAUCUAUCGAGCAGUAUGCUAGUGUAUUUUUGGUUUGCAAGAGUAGGACAAGUUUGUAAAUACGUGCAUGCAUGCACAUGUUGCUCUAACUAUAUGGUUGAAACCUAAGUUUAUAUAUAUAAUAUUUUCUCCAUUUCAAAUUA
Lolium rigidum is the source of this 1358-nucleotide messenger RNA. RefSeq names its product galactinol synthase 2-like. The transcript has 3 exons. The coding region runs from base 87 to 1067 and encodes 326 amino acids. Lineage: Eukaryota; Viridiplantae; Streptophyta; Magnoliopsida; Poales; Poaceae. Gene Ontology annotation, molecular function: glycosyltransferase activity. The record is from RefSeq and is a predicted model, not a curated record.